This is a messenger RNA of Aspergillus calidoustus, 7122 nucleotides long. The record is from the annotation of a GenBank genome assembly. NCBI's taxonomy places the organism in Eukaryota, Fungi, Ascomycota, Eurotiomycetes, Eurotiales, Aspergillaceae.
AUGAACUUUUCAAAUUCAGAUAGACAAGAGCCCAUUGCCAUUAUUGGAGCCGCCUGUCGCUUUGCUGGUGGAGUGUCCUCUCUAGGAUCACUAUGGGAUAUGAUCAGCAAGGUCAAGACUGGCCACGGUCCAGUGCCUAGUGAUCGCUGGGACAGCAACAUGUGGCAUCAUCCUGAUCCAGACCGAAAAGGUGGCAUCAGUCCACAGCAUGGGUACUUUUUGGAGCAGGAUAUCGGCCACUUUGAUGCUCCUUUUUUCUCAGUAACAGAAAAGGAAGCUGCGUCUAUGGACCCAAUAAAGAGAAUGCUGCUGGAGGUAUCUUAUGAAAGCUUUGAGAAUGCUGGAAUCCCCAUGGAAGACUUGAUGAACAGUCGGACGGGGUGCUACGUCGGUUGCAUGACAAACGACUACGAAAUGAUCUCCUUGCAUGACAUCUACGACAUUGGGCAUCCGGCGGCAACGGGCCUCAGCGAAGCCAUGACGGCGAAUCGUGUGUCCUGGUUCUUUGGCCUCAAAGGCCCCAGCUUGACGCUCGAUACCGCCUGUAGCUCCUCACUGUACGCACUCCAUCUUGCAUGCCAGUCGCUGAGGCUGAGAGAAACAAACAUGUCGCUCGUCACAGGGGUCAACCUCCUCAUUAACCCCAAUACCUCACACCAAUUGACCGCGAUGCACAUGCUCAGCCCGGAAGGCAUCUCACACACGUUUGAUGACCGGGCUAAUGGCUAUGGCCGUGGCGAUGGGAUAGGAGCCAUGGUAGUCAAACGUCUCUCGGACGCUCUCCGCGACGGUGACACGAUCCGUGCGGUGAUUCGUGGUUCUGGUGUCAACGCCGAUGGCAAAACCCCCAGCGUGACCCAACCCAGCUCCAGCGCACAAGCCGAACUAAUCAGCCAGACCUACGAAGACGCAGGCCUCAAUCUGGCGGAAACUGGCUACUUUGAAUGCCACGGUACAGGAACGCCCAUUGGUGACCCUCUGGAGCUCACUGCAAUUGCCUCGACUCUGGGUGCAGCACGGCGCGCGGCUGGAAAACCCCCUCUCUACAUUGGAAGCAUCAAACCUACUGUUGGCCACACAGAGGGAUGUGCUGGCUUGGCCGGCGUCUUCAAGUCCAUCGUCCUGCUGGAAAAGGGAAUGCUGGUCCCCACAUUCGGCGUCGACCGGGUCAACCCAAAACUCAAGUUGAAAGACUGGCAUCUUUCCCUCCCGGAGGAGGUCGCUAGAUGGCCAACACCAGGGCUGCGUCGAAUCAGUGUCAACUCCUUUGGGUUCGGUGGUGCCAAUGCCCACGUUAUUCUGGACGAUGCGUACCACUACCUCCAAGAGAGGGGGCUCGAUGGCAAACACAACACUGUUGGUGGUGACUUUGGUUCGGAUUCCGGGUUUGAGGAUACAUCAGUCAACGGAGCCACCGACCAGCCACCCAGAAAGUUACUUGUCCUCACUGGGAAAGAUCAGACUGGAGCCAAGCGGGUGUCCGAGUCUCUCAAUGCAUGGUUGCAGCAAGACUCGGAGGAUAGCAAUGACCCGGCCUUGUUGGAGAAUCUUGCAUUCACGCUUUCCCACCGUCGCACACAUCUUGAGCAUCGAACUUUUGCAGUCGAAAAUUCUGUAUCUGGGCUCAUGGAUAGGCUGUUGAAAGGACUGGGGCCAUCGGUACGAACCCAGCGUCAUGGCAACAACCUCAUCAUGGUGUUUACCGGACAGGGUGCUCAAUGGCCAGCAAUGGGUCGUGAGCUCCUCGUAAACUCCAGUUUUCGCGCAAGCAUCGAGGUAUCGCAAUCUUACCUCGAGGGGCUGGGGUGCACGUGGAAUGUAAUCGAGGAAGUGAGCAAGAUACCCAACCCGAAUAUUAACCGCCCCGAAUACAGCCAGCCCCUUUGUACAGUGGUGCAAAUUGCCCUGGUUGAGCUGCUUCGUGCCUGGGCGGUUUCCCCCCGAGCCACCAUCGGACACUCGAGCGGCGAGAUUGCUGCUGCCUAUGCCGCAUCGCUGCUCACACACCACGACGCCAUCAAGCUGGCCUACGUCCGAGGGCUCAGUUCGGCCGCGGUCUCCAGGCCAGGUGCAAUGAUGGCCGCCGGAAUCUCCGAAAGUGAGGCCCAGGCGUACCUUGAAAAGGUUCCAGCCGAGUCUGCAGUCGUCGCCUGCAUCAACAGCCCAUCCAGCGUGACGCUAUCUGGUGACGUUGACGCCAUUGACAAUUUGGAAGCCCUGAUUCACAGCGACGGUAAAUUCGCCCGCAAGCUCAAGGUUACCACCGCGUACCAUUCUCCUCAUAUGCGUGAGGUUUCGCCCAAGUACCUUGAAAUGAUUGGUGACAUACAGCCCAAGGAAGCGGACGUGACAGGCGACAACACUGUUAUGUACUCCUCACUUACCGGGUCUCUCGUCUCCAAUCCCAAAGAGCUGGAUGCCCAGUAUUGGGUCAACAACAUGCAAAACCCCGUCAGGUUUUCCCAGGCCUUCUUAGCCUUGGUGAAGCACAAGAAAGUCACAGCAGGGGGUACCCGGGCCGUGCCAAUCCAGUGGGGUUGUAUCCUCGAGGUUGGACCUCACUCCGCCCUCCAAGGGCCUGUGCGGCAGAUCACCGACGCCAGUAACAACAGGUUUGCCAAGUCUGCCCCUUAUGCCUCUAUGCUUCUUCGUGGUGAGGACGCAACAGCGUCGGUCUUGAAGGCUGCCGGUGUGCUCUGGGCGGCUGGCUACAACAUCGAUCUAGCUGCAGUCAACCAGUAUCCCUCAACCGGCGGAAACUCCAUUCAGAUGCUUUGCAACUUGCCCAGCUAUCCUUGGAACCACACAAAGAGCUUCUGGCACGAAUCAUACGCGUCCCGCUCGUACCGCUUCCCUCCACAUGCGCGCAACGACUACUUGGGCAUGGCGGAGGACUCCCAAAACAGCCACGAGCCACGAUGGAGAAACUACCUGCGCAUCUCGGAGAACCCAUGGAUAAAAGACCACAUUAUAACCGGAACGGUGCUCUACCCAGGCGCAGGCAUGCUCGUCAUGGCGGUAGAAGGCGCAUUGCGUACAGCCGACUCGUCCAGGACGAUUGAGGGCUUCCGCCUGAACGACAUCAUCUUCGAGCGUGGACUGGUCAUCUCACUGGAAGAGGAUGCCCCCGUGGAGACCCGCAUCAGUUUCUACCGCGAUAGAAUGAGAUCCGACUCAUGGGUCUUCACUGUCUAUUCAAUGACCAAGGGCUCGUCUUGGGUGAAACACUGCGCCGGCACCGUUACUGUCGUGUAUGAGAAGGGGCCAAGCGAUAUCGAAGAGUAUACUGACGUCUUGUGGCAGCAGCAGUUGGCCUCACGUAAGGCGCUACUAUCGGCCACGGAGUCUGCGGACGUCGACGUUGACGCAUUCUACAAGAACCUGGACAGCAUUGGUAUGCAGUAUGGGUCAUCCUUCCGGAAUGUCCAGUCCCUCACAGCCGUACCAUCCAGGAGGGCGUCGUACGGAACGGUGGCUGUGCCAGACACCAAGUCGACGAUGCCCAAGGGGUACGAGACCCCGCACGUUAUUCAUCCAGCAACCAUGGACUCCAUCUUCCACCUGGUGAUUGCGUCUCUUGACGCGGGCCAGCCGGCGAAACAAGCCGCAGUGCCAUACAGCAUCGAGGAGAUUUACAUUGCCCUCGAUCAGCCAACUGAGGCUGGGGCACUCUACUCUGGAUACGGUCGCCUGCUGUCACAGAAUGGCCACGAGAUUACCACCGAACUGGUUGUCUCUGACCAGGAUUGGGCGCAGCCAAAGCUGACUGUCAAGAACUUUGCACUUCGCCAGGUGACCUCUGAAGCUGGAGAUGAAUCUUCUGGCGCUGCAUCUUCAGAUCGCCCCGUCCGGAAGUGCGCGGGCAUCUCGUGGAUCCCCGACCUCUCGUUUGUCACCAGCAACGAGCAGCUCGCGAGACUGAGCUCUGCCGGCACUGCGGCCGCAGUGGUCACGAGCUGGCUAGACUCGGUCUUAUUCAAGACUGCAAACACCACCGCUCUCGUUGUUUUAUUCGAUCAGUCGGAAUCUAGUAUCACUGUUCUCCGUCGCCUCACAAGUCAGAGAUAUGGGCCCAGGAAAAUUAUCGCCCUCGCCGCGUCCGAGUCGAUCUCAAAGGUAAUGAAGGACACCCUUGGCGACGACAGUGGGAACAUCACCAUCACCUAUCAGUGGCUGUCAGAGAGCCAGUCUCUAGACAUGCUAGCUCCAAGGGACAACGAUUUUGUGCUUGGUCUGGGCAUUCCUGACGUCGCGCAGCACGCUGCCACGCUUACAAGGCUGGGCACUCUGGCAUGUCUCACGUCUGCUGGCCAGCCAGGCGAGGUCAUCCCCAAGCAGCCAGAAAGCAAGUGGGUCGGCGUCCUAGCAGAGGAUGACAUCUAUGUCCUUUGCACCGCGAGUCCGGAGUCUGCCUCAAUCGAGUUGCCCGAGUCAGUCUUGCUUCUCCUGCCUGAAACGCCAUCUACGGGGGUCAGCACACUUGCUGCGCGACUUCAGCUCAAGCUUGAAAGCGCCGGCCAUUCCGUCUUAACGAUGGCCUUCACUUCGGUCGGUGUGGCCUCGCUCGCUCGCAAGCAUGUUAUUGCUCUCCUUGAAAUUGACAACCCACUGGUCCACUCCUGGACCGAGGACCAGUUCCACACAUUCAAGACACUUGUCUCGACGGUUGGCCACCUCUUCUGGAUUACGCACGGCAGCGUGCUGGAGAACUGGUCCAACGGGGUCGAAUUUGCGACAACGCAGGGUCUGUUCCGCGUGAUGCGCAACGAAUACCCCAUGGCCAGCCUGCCGGUUCUCGAUCUGUCGGCAAUCGCUGACAUCUGCGACCCUGGAUACGCAGAUCUAAUCCUCGAUGUAUGGCGAACGUCUCUACCCGAGGAUGGAGAGAUGGAAUAUGCGGAAUGCAACGGGGUAAUUUACAUCCCCCGUGCCACCGAGGAAGCUGGCUUCGACUACGAACUUCAGCUGGCAAACAACACCGCCGAACCAAUCGAGUCCACCUUGGGUUCCACUGGGCAGCCGCUGGUCGCGACCGAGCUGCCAACACUCCAAGGUCAUAUUUGGGUCACGGACGUACAGGCUGAUACAGCACUUGAACCGGGCCAAGUGGAAAUCAAGGUCGAGUAUGCUGGAGUUGGACGAGGGCGGACACUGAACUCCAUCCGCCACGUUGUCGGCACCGUUGUUCGCCUGGACUGCUCAGUCAGGGCGUUUCAGCUUGGCCAGCGGGUCAUUGUCGUCGCUGACGCUGCAGCAAAGACCCAUGCCCGCCAAAGCGAGGAUUUAGUUACAGCACUGCCAAACGGGCUGGCGCCGGCAGACGCGGUCGCACUUGUCGAGCCACUUAUUACAGCGCAGUACGCCCUUAUCGAAACCGCUCAUCUUUCUCAUGGGCAGGCGCUGCUAUUGUACGACGCUGCAAGCCCCGUCGGUCAAGCCCUGCUCCAGGUUGCCAACGCUGUCGGGGCCGAGAUCUUUGCUCUCGUUGACAGCAGAUCAGCGCGCGAUCUCAUUGCGGCGCAGUAUGGCGUCCCCAGGGAUCAUAUCUUCGAUGCUGGCUUGGAGAACUUUGUGCCCCUCAUUCAGGCGGCCACCCCGAACCGUGGAGUCGAUGUCAUUGUCCGCCAACAGGCCAGUGCACAAGAUUCAGCUGCCAUGUCGGUCCUGGGUGAUUUUGGACAUUUUAUCGACUUGAGUGGUGACAGGACCGGUGGUCAGCCUCCCGCGGCAAAGACCAACGUGACUGUUUCUCACAUAGACAUGGAGGCUUUGAUGCAGCGCAGGCCCGCCAUCAUUAGCAGACUCUUCCAACAGGCUUUCAAAGACUACGUCCUGCAAGGGCCUUUGCCACUAACAAUCUUGCCCGUCAACAAGCUCACCACUGCCAUUAACAGUGCCUCUCCCGGGCACUCUGUUCUGUCCUUGAAUGAUGCCAGCCCUGUGCUCUUGCGUCCACCCCCGGCCGAGGAGCUCAAGCUUGACAGUGAGGCAACCUACGUGCUGGCCGGUGGUCUGGGCGCCCUGGGUCUACACAUUGCCACGUGGAUGGUCGCAUGCGGUGCCAGAAACCUGGCUUUCCUGUCCCGAUCGGGCGGCGCAAAGAACCAGCACGAUCUGGACAAGUUCACGGAACGUUCUGUUCGGGCAGAGGCGUACCAGUGCGACGUCAAUGACGCUCUCAGUGUCGCCAAAGUUUUUGGCGCCAUCAAGGCCCGAGGCAGCAGGAUUGGCGGCGUGAUCCAACUUGCCAUGGUUCUCGACGACGGCAUCUUCGACAACAUGUCCUUUGAUCAGUGGCGCCGUGCGAUCGAGCCCAAAACAAAAGGCUCUCGCAAUCUGCUUGCGAACAUCUGGCCCGGCGAUAACCCCUUCUUUAUCUUGCUCUCGUCCAUCACCGGCGUGAUUGGCAACACAGCCCAGGCCAACUAUGCUUCCGGGAAUACGUUUGAAGACGCGUUGGCGCACCACGCCCGCCACCAUCUCGGUCUCAACGCCACCAGUGUUGACGUCGGCCUGGUCAUUGACUCAUCCCACUUUACCGCGGCUGGCGAGUUCGGAGAUCUUGCCAGCUACCUGGGUAGAUACCAGCACGGAUGGCGAGGCCUACAGACAUCCCUUGACGAGCUCGGCGUCGUGCUACGCGCCAUCAUGCGAGGCUCGACCACAAAAGGACAGAGUUUGCCCGCCCAGAUAGUCCUGGGAUUGGAGGACCGCAUCGAGCAUAACAAGGCCACUGGUGGCUUCUCGAGGGACAAGAAGUUUGAGCUUCGCGUCGUGGAUUCUGGUGGCGAGGCCAGCGACGGUAACAAGAAGCAAGAUGCGGGCACCCUCUUGGCCGCUGCAACCACCAUGGUUGAAGCUGCUGCAGUCGUGGAGGAGAACAUCAAGGGUCUUGUCGCGGCGGCCAUGGGUGUCUCUGUGGAGGAGGUAGAUGCGCAGAAGCCUCUGUAUGACUAUGGUGUUGACUCGCUGCAGGCUGUGGAGGUGCGUAAUCGUGCACUAAAGGAUAUGAAGAGCGACAUCUCCGUUUUUGACAUUUUGAGCGCGAUGCCGCUGGCUGAUGUCGCCGGCAAGAUUGCUGCCAACAGCCAACUGGUCAAGGUGUCUGCGGGCGAGGAGUGA